UCUUUUUACAACCUCCGAGUUCGAGACAGUAAGACAGACAGCGAUGGUUUUGGAGCUUUCAUCUUUCUCUCUGCUUGACUAGAUUAGAAACAGAACACUGUGGAGUUCAAACAACUGAACCAGAUAGAUAGGGCGAAAAAUAAGAGCUUCCGAAGACCUCCUUCAAGUUGGUUUUAGUUUGGUGCUUCAAUGGUUGAAAGUGAGGUGAAAAGGCCAAUGCGGCCUGCAACACCCGAACCACACACUCCGAAGCACAUCUCUUCUUCCAGCUCUGCAAAUGCAAAACCUCCCACGAAGCAUGCCUCCUAUCUCACAUUCGGUCUCUUGUCUUCUCGUUCUCGUCGCCCCUCCCCUGCCAAGGUCCAGCCUCGACCGCAAGACCUUACAGACCAGCUCCGCAACUAUGUCCAAGAGUUGCUAGAGGAAGUGUCUCGCCUCAAGACGGAACUUCUCGCGCAAAAGCUUCUGAAGGAGUCUGCAGCCAUCGUUCCAGUUCUGGAGAGGGAGAUCUCCUCCAAAGAUGCAGAGCUUGAGCGGUCUACCAAGAGGAUCGAGAACUUGGAGUCUGACAACGAGAAGUUGAGACUGGAACUAGAAACCGUACAGGCAAAGGUGGAAGCAGAGCGGAAAGAAAGCGAGGAUAAGCUCAAGGAGAUGGAGCUGGAGAUCAGGGAACUGAAUAGAACCAUCCAGGAGCGGAACCGAGUUGCAGAAUCGAAGGGUUUAUGCAGCGAAACAGGGGAAGCCGACGACUUGUCGAUAUCUCAGAGAUUUCAGGGGUUAAUCGAUGCGUCUGCUAAGUCGAAUCUACUAAAGAACAUGAAGAAGGGGUCGAAAUGGACGGACAUUGCCUCGAACCAGGAGAUUCAGAAAAAUGAGGUUGCAGAUCCGAAGACGGAAGAUAUAGAGAAGGAACCGAUGCAGCAGUCUCGCUGCAUUACAGAGGAAGCCUCCUAUGUUCCUGAAUCUACCAUAUAUUUUAUGAAGCCUCGAGCUCCUAGGAUUCCAAAACCUCCACCAAGGCCUUCAAAGUCACCAUCAGUAUCCUCUUCGUCGUCAGAAUCAUUUUCAACGUCCUCCUCCUCCUCCUGCUCUUCAUCAGUAUCGUCAUCAGUGUCCUCCAUGAUAAACGCGAGCGAACCUUCAACGGAGAAGGUUGAUCCGCCAGUGGUUCCGCCACCACCGCCGUCGACGAAAGCGGCGCCACCGCCACCACCUCCGCCACCAUUGCGGUCUAAGGCUUCCAAACCUGCGGCGACGAAGGUGAGACGAAUGCCGGAGUUGGUGGAGUUUUAUAAUUCAAUGAUGCGCAGGGAUUCAAGGAGGGACUCAGGUGCCGGAGUCUCGGACGUUCCGGCCUCUGUGAGUGCUCGCAACAUGAUCGGCGAGAUAGAGAAUCGCUCAGCACACUUGCUCGCUAUAAAGACAGACGUCGAAACUCAAGGAGAUUUUAUUCAAUUUCUGAUAAAGGAAGUCCAGAAUGCUGCAUUUACAGACAUUGAAGAUGCAGUGGCCUUCGUUAAGUGGCUUGACGACGAGCUCUUUUAUCUGGUGGACGAAAGGGCUGUCCUUAAACACUUCGAUUGGCCAGAGCAGAAGGCUGAUGCAUUGCGAGAAGCUGCGUUCGGCUACUCUGAUCUCAAGAAGCUCGAGGCCGAAGCUUCAUCAUUCCGUGAUAACACUCGCCAACCAUGUGGUCCGGCACUUAAGAAGAUGCAGGCAUUGCUUGAGAAAUUAGAGCACGGCGUCUACAAUCUGUCUCGUAUGAGAGAACCAGCAACGAUUCGAUACAAAGGAUUCAAUAUCCCUACAGAAUGGAUGCUAGAAACUGGAUUUGUUAGCCAGAUCAAGUUGGCAUCUGUGAAGCUUGCAAUGAAGUACAUGAAAAGAGUCUCAGCAGAGCUUGAAGCAGCUGGGGGUGGCCCAGAAGAGGAGGAACUGAUGCGCCAAGGAGUAAAGUUUGCUUUUCGGGUUCAUCAGUUUGCUGGAGGUUUUGAUGUGGAUACGAUGUUGGCUUUCAAGGAACUGAAAGACAAAGCAGACAAAGCUAGAUCAUCCUAUCUACUACAAACCCAAAAGCCACAGGAACAGCAGUAGCUCGUUUUGCUAUAACAUCUUUUUGAGGAAUGGUGUACUUUGAAGGCCCGGAAUCAAGUCCCGACUUGACAGCGUUCUUAUUUCUUAGAAUUACACGCUUGGAUGUACGGAUCCCCCUCUCUUCCCACAAAGGAAAAAAAAAAGUUUGCUUCUUGCUAACCUGUAGCAAGAUCUUUGCUGUAAAGAUAGGAACAAUGAGUUGUGUAAAUGCUACCACUUCAAUCAUUUUCAUAAAAAUUUAUUGGCCACUC
Molecule: messenger RNA, 2348 nt
Organism: Telopea speciosissima
Lineage: Eukaryota; Viridiplantae; Streptophyta; Magnoliopsida; Proteales; Proteaceae
Product: protein CHUP1, chloroplastic
Exons: 6
Coding region: 190-2097 (635 amino acids)
Biological process (GO): chloroplast organization
Cellular component (GO): chloroplast outer membrane
Source: RefSeq, a predicted model, not a curated record